Molecule: messenger RNA, 1483 nt
Organism: Girardinichthys multiradiatus
Lineage: Eukaryota; Metazoa; Chordata; Actinopteri; Cyprinodontiformes; Goodeidae
Product: Fc receptor-like protein 5
Exons: 5
Coding region: 13-759 (248 amino acids)
Biological process (GO): cell surface receptor signaling pathway
Molecular function (GO): transmembrane signaling receptor activity
Source: RefSeq, a predicted model, not a curated record
CAUCUGCAUAGAAUGGAGUUCACAUCUAUAUGUCUGGCUGUUGCCGCCACGUUGAGUAUUCAACCUGAGAGACGUCAGUUCUUCCGGUACGAGGCCUUCAAUCUGAGCUGUACAGUAUCAGGGAACUUCAGCGGCUGGACGGUGAUGAGAAAUGCCUCUGAGAUGUUUUCUCCAUGUGAAGACUGGGGCCGCCCGAACCGAUCCUCCUGCAUCAAUCGCAGUGCCUACAAAUCAGACAGUGGGCUUUACUGGUGCCAGUCUGAGCGAGGAGAGUGCAGCAACAUCCUCAACAUCACAAUAAACACUGGUGUUGUGAUCUUGGAGAGUCCAGCACUUCCUGUGACGGUGGGAGACGAUGUGACACUUCGCUGCUCCUACAAAGAAAGAUAUGCCAGUAAUUCUUCAUCAGAUUUCCUUGCUGCCUUCUACAGUAAUGGUACAUUUAUUGGAAAUGAGUCUGGAGGACAGAUGAUCCUUAAGAAUGUCCUAAUGUCUAACAAGGGCUUCUACAAGUGCCAACAUCCUGACAAAGGAGAGUCACUGGAGAGCUGGUUAGAAGUUAAAGAGAAACCUCAACUCAAUCUACCUCCUAAUCCUUCUUCUGCUCCUCCGAUCACAAUGACCAGUUUGCUGUGCACCAUUAUGCUGUUCAUCAUCUACACCAUUAUCUUCAUUGUGUGUGCAAUCAUCUACAGAAGGUGGGCUCGAGGUCGAGCUGAGGCUAAAAGGAGAGAUUCAGAUCUUCUCACACCAGAAUAAUGACUGCUGUCCAACAUAUCAACUGCAUCAAGGCAAUAUUAUUAUCAAGAGCUGAAUAAGCUUAUGUUUUAUAUUCUCUCUAUGUACAAUCCAGCUCAAAAUUAUUCAUACCCUGAAGGAUUCAGAUUUAAAGUCAUUGUAUUUCAGCUAAGAUGUUUGUUUCUCGUGGAAAUGACUGAUGGCCUUUUUGUCUUCAGUCCUGAAGUUUCUAUUUAGUUUUGUUUCUCUGGUUCCUUUUGAUCUUUAUUAUAUCCACUUCCUCUUUUCUUUGAGUUUCACUGUCUCCUGGAUGUUUCGAGUCUUCCUCAGGUUGGGUAUUUUGUGUGUGUGUUCGCACUGUUUUUUGUGGUCCCGUCCUUCUCAGAGUAAUUUUUUAUUGUUUGCAUUUAGGUCCUCCAGAAAAACUAAGAAUGCUUUCAACAGAUUUCUUUUGGUUCACACUAUCCUGUACCAUUGUACCUUGAGUAGCUUUUUGACAGACUGCAGAUUUUAUCAGCGUUACAUGGCGGACUAAUCUGGGCUGAGGCUAAUCUUUUGGUUGGUUUGUUUCUUUUGUGACCGUACUUACUGUAUAAACGACCAAGCAUGAAUGUAUUAGCAGGGCGGGAUUUUAUUUGAUGAAUUCAACAUAGAUUUCAAAAUGUUUUGCAAAAACAAAUCUGUGUGAAAAGUGAGGCAUGCAUUUGUAUUUAGUCCCACUAAAUAAAUGCUUUCUAGAACCACA